GAGUACCGCACAAGGAAGAGGCCUGGCUAUUACUACAAGUUCCAGUGCAAGUCGUGUGCCUCUUGCAAGUGGCGUGGCUAUGCAACGUAUGAUCGGACUACAAAACAGAGCGUCUUCGUUGCGAACUCUUUGGAAAAGCAUUCUGGCAAAGACAAGAAGUGGGGCACCAAAGGCUUGACGCAAGUUUGCAAAGAUGUUGUUCGACAAGUGGUCCAUGACUGCAAGGAGGUGAGAUUACAGCAAGUGAUGCAGGCUCUUCACGGCGCUGGACUGCAGCCUAAAGAGAAACAUGUCGCGGUCUUCUUGAAGAAUUGUCGUGUGCGUGAGAAGAAGUUGAAAGGCAAGGGGAAGCACAGCCAGACAACGUGGAAUCUGGCAGAUUUUCAACUUUUGGCGCAGACCAUGAAGUCAGUGAAAGACAAGAACUUGCACAAUCAAAAUGGAUUGCUUCUAGCCAAUGCGCACCUGAAGGAUGAGUUUCUAUGCGUGACCUUGGUAAACCCAGUGUUACUCAAGGCACUCUGGCAGAAAAUGCGCAACAAAUCGUUUGUGAAAGCUGGGUCUGAUGGAGUCUACCGGCUUACCAAUCAGUCAUUCACCUUUGCAACUUUCGGAUUUCUUCUGAAAUCAGCAGGCGGUGGGAGUGAUUAUCACCAUUCUGGAAAGUCUAAGCAUGUGUUUCCAACCACCUACCGGGAAGCCUUCUAUGCCAUCAUGAAAAGCGAGCAUCAAAUCACAUAUGGCCGUCUAUUUUCCGACUUUGACUUGGUGAUGGAAGCAGUUCUGAAUGUUCCGAACUUUUGCGCCACUGUUGGCCAAUUUCACGCAGAUUUCCAUGGUGGCUUGAUGAUUGCUGCCCAGAAUCACUACAGGUGUGCUGUCUAUGGCGGCGAUUUUUCACACGCCAUGGGCAACGUUCGACCACCCAAGGGGUUGAGAAGUGACGAUGAGCAGAGACCAUGGAGGAAAGGAAUGAUCACUGUUCUCCGGCAGGCUUUGCAGGAUCCCAGUUGGUUAGAUCGCUUGGAGAGCGUCAUCUAUGGCACACGCUAUCUCACGUGGCCUCUGUUCAAUUUUGUGUGGGAACAAUGCUUGGGAGUGCUCACCGAUUGCGGAGAGACCCUGGCUGUUCGGAAACUCACCCAGCAUUAUUUGCACAAAGACGAUGCGCAUCGUCUUAGACCUGCGUUGAACUUGAAAGUACCUGUUGCGCAGCUAUUGGAUGAGCUGAAUGACUUCUCCAAGAGUCGUGCAAUAGAAACUGCCAAUCACGAUGGUGACUAUGUCGACGCCCCGAUGGGAACGUGGAGUAGCACAUAUAGAGCCGAUGCAGAGAAGUACAUGCAGGGAGGGCACUUUGUGAGCGACCCAGAUUCCGAUGGCAACUUGUACCUGGCUAUGCGAGAGGAUCCGCAGAGCUUGGGGCUGACCAAGACCCCUCUCACUGCAACUGUUCUGAAGCAGUUGAAGCGGAUAAUUGCUUUGAGAGAUACGGAGGAGCUUCCAGAAGAAGUUCUGCGUGCUUUGGGAUGUCGAUUGGAGCGAAGUGUUGAAGCCUUGGAGAGUAAUGUCGCAACGCUCCGCAGAUGGUGUAUAUGCAUCAUUGGACCAGGGGCACAGAAGCAUUGGCAACAGCAACCAGCAGAGGGCGCGGAGGAGCAGCCUUGGCCAGACCCGAAGAGGCGUCCAAAACGCAAAAGAGAUGGUGUUAUCUUGACACCAACCAAACCGCGAUCAGAAAGUGCUCCACCAACACCGUCAUGUCGCAGCCAAAGCGCAACCACGGAACUGUCUUUGCGUCUGAAGCAGUUGUUGCGCAAGCACAACAUGGCCGUGUACGAGAAGAUGAUGGUCCAAUAUGCUCUGACUGAAGAUGAACUACAAAAGUGGGACCUACCGUCUUUGAUGAUGCUUCUGCGGUCGCCGGCUGCAGCAACGAGACUUUUUUUGGAAGAUCUACACCGGCAGGCGGAUUCAGAGACCAUGCAUGGAGCGUCAGCAGAGAUUGCAAAUGAGGACGCUCGACACCGGCAGGACACGGAGGCGGAUUCAGAGACCAUGCAUGGAGCGUCAGCAGAGAUUGCAAAUGAGGACCUGCGGAAAAUGAAAUCCGAGACCUUGAUUCCGGUGGAAGAGGACGAGGACGAGGACGAGGACGAGGACGAGGACGAGGACGAGGACGAGGACGAGGACGAGGACGAGGAUGUGCAGCAGAUUCGCGGCACAGGUGCUGCGUUUGCUGCUUUGAACUAUUGUCAAGCCAAAGUUCAAUGUUUCAAGCAUGUCCCUACUCGCAACUUGACAAAGCCAGAAACUGUCCCACCGGACAAAUGGGCGGCUGCCCUCGAAGCCGCUUGGCAAAAUGCAGAAUGCCCAGCAGAAUCAUCCACACAACAGGAAUGGAUUGAAUUUUGCGGCAAUAUUGAAGAGACUUUCAAUGAAGCCGUGCAGAAAUGUGAGCUUACUUCUGCCAAGACCCACAGCAAAGCGGGUCGUCCUAAGGGAAGUGCAUUGCAAGUCAGACCCGUUGAGGCUACCACAUUCAGACUCAAACAGCAUGCCUCAUGCAGGGAGCUCAAAGCCCGUAAACUUUGGGGCCGUGUACGUGAAGCCAACUUGCGAUUGGCCCACCACGGCACUAUCCCUGCAGUCUUGUUGCAUCGGAUUUGGAACCACCCCUUGGUGCGUAAUCAAGAUUUCCAAUCCCUCCAUGAAAUUGAACAAUGGGCAGAACAUGAAGUGCAGGAAGUCGUGCGCCAGGAUCGCUUGACAAAAAUCCAAACCUGGCGACAGAACAUGCGCACGGACAUGGCCAAAGCGCGCCGAUGGAUCAGCAAACAAAACAAUCUGCCUGUCACUUCAGUGCACGACCCAAACCAUAAGGACAAUACUGCCACUGCCUCCAACCAUGAAUCCUUGGAGGCCAUCCACAGUUUUUGGAAUACCAUUUGGAAUCGCCAAAUGCCACCUGUUUCCGAAGCUUUUGAAGCCUGGCAGCAACAUACCCCCUCUAGGCCUGAGUUUCCUUGGACACCUCUGUCGGGCAAAGAACUUCACGCUAAUGCAUUGCGGCAGCGGGGUUCAGCUGCAGGCGUGCAAGGUAGCGGUGUCGCCAAGGCAGUCGAUCUCCUUUUCCAAAAAUUCGAAAAAGGGGGUAUCUUGCUCAGCCUGGACUUUCAGAAAUGCUUCGAUACCAUCAAUCCCGCCUUGGGGCUUCAAUGCCUGAGGCAUUUGGGAUGCCCUCAGCAGAUGCUCAGAAUGCUUCAAGAAGUUUGGCAGCAAGAACGCUGGCUCACAUACAAUGGUGAAUAUUUGCAAGCUCCGGUCACUGUCACCUCAUCAUUGCCGCAAGGUGACGCCACCAGCCCGCUGACCAUGCUGGCGCUUAUGACCGGGCUUACCAAUCUAGUCCUUGCCCAAGAUAAUACUGCCUGUACUCUGGUGACCUUUUUGGAUGAUCGCAACAUGAUUGCCAGCAAUCCGAAGCAAGCAUACCAUCUCUGGCAAAUCUGGAAAUCCAAGUCUCAGCAGGUGGGUCUUUGGGAAAAUGAUAACAAGACCAAAGUUGUCCCCAGACGAGCUGUUUAUCGACAGCAGCUCAUCAACGAAGGGUUUUCUGACCGCCACGUGACCACGGCAGCUCGCGUCCUGGGCAUUGAUUUUACUGCUAGGCUUGGAGACAGCAACAGAGCCACUCAAGCCGAGCGAAUCAAAGGGGCCCUCGCACGCCUCAACCGCGUUGCAAUGAUGCCCAUAAACAUGCGCAUGAAAGCCAUACAUGCGGUCUCGAUUGUGAUCCCAAAGGCGGCAUGGGGGGCAUGGACGAGCCUAGUCCCUGUCCGUGCUCUUAAUGGCACCGUCAAAAAGCUUGCUGGAACUGGGCACAACCAAGCUUCACAAGACCUUUUUUAUUUGUUGGCUGGCCAUGGUCUCCACCCUGAGUUCUGCGCAGCAAUGCAAGCGUAUUCAUUCCUUGCCACUGAAGUUCGCCGCCGCGCUCGUCCGUGGCCACAAAGAACCAUCAGAGGCACUUGGUUGCAUACAGUCACUUCCUGGCUGCAAUCCCUUGGCUGGGAUGAAGUUGGAGCCUUUCAUUGGAGACAUUCUGAUAUUCAGGUCGACAUCCAAUGGUCGCAUCCACUCAGUCCUGCGGAAGGAGAAAAAGAAAAACAUCACAUUCGUGAAACUUGGAGACGGCUCUUGUUCGAUCAAUUCCUUGCCAGUUCCCGCCGAGAUUCCCAAGCUGUUGGCAACCCUGCCUAUGAUGAAGCUUGGAUUACACGUGCCAGAAAAUUGUUUCAGGAGGCAGACACGCACGGUCGUGCGGUCAUGGUCGGUGCUGUUGUAUCAGAUGCCAGAUACGACCGUAUGAAGCGCCGUGAAAUUGCACAUUGUCAGUGGUGUCGUGAUCCUGAUGCCAUCCCUGGAUGGGUUCACCAUGCUUGGGAAUGCCCAGCUUUUGCUCAGGGGCGACCUCUGACUCCUGACAAUGCUUUUCAGAAAAUUCUAGGUCCCGUGUGUUGGAUCAACGUUACAGAGGAACAGGCCUCUAGGGCCUCAUACCUUGGUGUCAGUGUGCCACUCUUCGGGGUGUCGCCUGUGCGCCAAU
Cladocopium goreaui is the source of this 4609-nucleotide messenger RNA. The record is from the annotation of a GenBank genome assembly. Lineage: Eukaryota; Dinophyceae; Suessiales; Symbiodiniaceae.